Cladophialophora psammophila CBS 110553 is the source of this 2484-nucleotide messenger RNA. RefSeq lists its product as uncharacterized. The record is from RefSeq and is a predicted model, not a curated record. Gene Ontology annotation, biological process: DNA-templated transcription. The transcript has a single exon. Bases 1 to 2484 code for a protein of 827 amino acids. Lineage: Eukaryota; Fungi; Ascomycota; Eurotiomycetes; Chaetothyriales; Herpotrichiellaceae. Gene Ontology annotation, molecular function: DNA binding; zinc ion binding.
AUGACGCCGAGGUCGACUGUUAGUAACAAUCCAUCCCCCAGUGUCGGCCAGCCUACGCCACCAGCGGUUCCUUCGUCAACCUCGGGCACAGCCGCUACCAAUGAAUCUGACAGUGACAACCUACCAGAAGAACGCCCAACGCACACAUCAGAGAUUGGCACCCUCAAGAAGCUCCCUAAUCAUGGCACCGCCUGGCUAGGCAGCUCUUCCGGUGUCUACUUCGUCAACACGGUGCGACGUGCCUUUUCCGCCGCAUUCGUCUCCUCGAACACGGGCGGUGCCAAUGCCGUUCCCGCCAGCGAGGAUAUUCUCACGGGCGAGGAUGCCGAAGGUCGCUCCUACAAUGGCCCCCUGUACGAGGGACCAAGCACCUCCGAUCAGUUCCCCACGAUUCUGGCCUCUGCUCUGGGCAAACCUCCAGCGAAAAAGAUCGCCAUCGAAUUGGUAACCUCUUUCUUUACCGCGUGGCACCCACUGUUCCCCUUCCUCCAUGGCCCUAGUUUCAUCAAGGAUAUGGAAACGAUAUAUUCCACACAGCGUCGCCCUUCGAAAUCGACAAAGGACAACCCUGCUCCCACCGACUUGCGGAAACUGCUCACUUUUCAGCUGAUCAUCAACAUCGCCUCUCUGGACCGGAGCGAUAUUCAUCUUCCCAUGGAAUCGCGCGUUAAAUCCACCGCCGAUGUAUCUCGAGUGGCUGGUUGCCUGGCCAUCGACCAUGAUCUCGUUACCAUUCAAGCCAUUCUUGCCGCCGAACUCUAUCUCACCGCCACUCUGGCUAUUCGCCAAGCCAGCACUGUUGCUGGAAUCAUCAUUAAACUAGUCUAUCAUGCUGGAUUGCAUCGAUGUCCCCUCCGCUAUGCUCAACUUUCGCUUGAAGAUUGCGAAAUCCGCAAACGGAUAUUCUGGUCAGCAUACGCCCUGGAUCGGCAUUGCAAUCUAAAUCUCGGCGAUCCCAACGUGAUUCAAGACGAUGACAUCGACGUCUGCUUAUCGGGGCCCGAGCUUCAUAAGGCUCUUGCGCGAGAUCUGAUGCCUAAUCCGGAUGGAGAUAUGAGCAUGCACAUGCCCCCUCCACGUGCGCUCCCAGAAGAUCCACGCGUGGCACAAUCCGACAACGACGGGCCUGAAGCUCAAGAGAAAAGGUUAAGAGAGGCCGCCCUGACCGCCUAUGUGCAGUGGGGCAAAUUGACUGGUCAGAUCAUUGAAGUCUUUCACAAAAGCAUCAACCAUCGCUUUCCCAAACAUGAACAAAUUCUGCGUCUUACCAGCGACAUUGAGACUUGGUGGAAUGAUCUCCCAGGCUUUCUGAGUGGUGAAGUUGAGGCAGGCCAUGAGAGGAGCAACCAUGAAUCCGCGGAUAUCACCAACACAAACCCAACACCUUCAACGACCAAUGGUCAUAAAGCAUCUGCAGGCGGUGACGCCGACACAUCACCUGUUGGUCCUCCGCAGCAGCACCUUGCCAGCUUUUUCAAGAUCCUGUAUCACCGACUGCUUCUCCUGGUCAAUCGGCCUCGCCUUUCCCUCGACCAGUCCACUCCCGAAUUCCAGCACGGCCUGCAGCUCUGCAUUCGAGCUGCGCGUGGGAUUCUAGCGGGUCUCAGAGCCCAUAGACAACAGGGUCAAUCGAUGUUUCUUCCUGGUCUCCUGUCUGCGGCGUGGAUGUCUGGCCUAAUCAUCGCCUUCGCCUGCCAGUUGGGCAAAUAUGCCAAAGCUCGAGCACUCAGUGAUAUGCAAGCGUGCCUGCAUCUGCUGGAAAGCAUGAACAUCAGGUGGUACACCGUGCAAAAUUGUCACAAAGUCCUGAGCCUACUCCUGAUCAAUAUUCAGUCACGGAAGGCCUCGAUCAACGGUUUCCUUACCGUUCCUAAGCCAGAUCAAUCACCGCAGAGCAUGCCUACCGAGUUCGAUCAGCCAUCUCGAAAACGGCCGCGCACCACGAGUGGCAACGAAGACGCCAGUCCUCGUAAAUCUUCGGCGGCAGACUCCACCACCAGCUCACCAAUCCAAGGACAUAUCUCAACGGCAGCUGGGAAUAAUUCUCAGCCGCGUCCGAAACAUCAAGCAUCGACCCCCAACAGCACACAAACGUGGACACCUUCCACCACGUUCGACCCUAACAAUCCCUCGGCCCUCACCAAUCCUACAGGCAGCCUCUCGAUGUUUGACUUUUCCAAUUGGGACCGCGGUCAGCCGACCACUCAACCCCAAUUCAACCCCGGCAUCGGCAGCGCCGUGUAUGCCACACCGCAGGAUCUAGCAUUUGCGCAAUCAACCAUGAACAUGAAUCUCCCCGGUCAAUCAGGGUCGAGCAGAACCGGGGGAGAUGGAAGCAACACGAACAUACAAGAGUACUCGGACCCCAUGUUCUGGGGCAAUAUGGAUUACAACGUGGCUGAUAUCUUUGGCUCUGCCACGUGGGAGAACAUGACGGGGCCGUUUGCCCCAGGAGGGGGCGUUAAUAGCGGGUGGGAAAUGUGA